Notothenia coriiceps (black rockcod) is the source of this 1467-nucleotide messenger RNA. Its product is annotated as palladin. Gene Ontology annotation, molecular function: protein kinase activity. Lineage: Eukaryota; Metazoa; Chordata; Actinopteri; Perciformes; Nototheniidae. The record is from RefSeq and is a predicted model, not a curated record. The coding region runs from base 97 to 1467 and encodes 456 amino acids. The transcript has 9 exons.
UCCUCCCCUGCGGAGGUGCCCCCCCCCUGGAAGCACUCCGUCCUGCAGGCUGAGAGCAGCUUCACCUCCGUCAGCACCUCCUCCUCCUCCUCCCACAUGAUGAUGGAGCAGAGCAGCUCCUCCACGAUGAUGGGGCAGAGCGGCUCCUCCACGAUGAUGGGGCAGAGCGGCUCCUCCACGAUGAUGGGGCAGAGCGGCUCCUCCACGAUGAUGGGGCAGAGCGGCUCCUCCAUGAUGAUGGAGCAGAGCAGAGAGGAGGCGGCUGCAGUUCCCUCCAGAGCCCAGGAGCCCGUCGUUCCUCCCACUAUUAUUGCUGGUCUGAAGAACACGAACGUGACAGAGGGCGAGAGCGUGACCUUGGAGUGUCAGAUCGGAGGUCAGCCCGCCCCCAGCAUCAUGUGGUUCAGAGAGGACUACAAGAUCGAGAGCAGCAUCGACUUCCAGCUCACCUUCAGCGCCGGCUUCGCCCGCAUGGUGAUCAGAGAGGCCUUCGCCGAGGACAGCGGGCGCUUCACCUGCACCGCCACCAGCGAGGCGGGCACCAUCAGCACCUCCUGCUACCUGCUGGUCAAAGUGUCAGAGGAGAUCGAGAGCAGAGAGGAAACGACGACUGUGACUGAAAUGGGAAUGACUCAGGAGAAAACUGUGUCCAUGGAGCAGAGCGUGGUGACGGAGGUGAUGUCGGGCGAGGUCGCCCCUCCCUCCUUCAUCAGGGAACCCAGCGCUCAGAAGCUGGUGGAAGGAGGAGCCGUGGUGUUCGAGUGUCAGGUGGCAGGAAGCCCCAGACCUCACAUCAUCUGGAAGAAGGGCGGCGUGCCCCUCACCACCGGAUACAGAUACAAAGUGGCCUACAGGAAGGACACAGGAGAGUGCAAGCUGGAGAUCACCAUGACCUUCGCUGACGACGCAGGAGACUACUCCGUCUUCCUGAAGAACCAACAUGGAGAGACCUCUGCCACCGCCCGCCUGCUGGAGGAAGAGGAAUAUGAAGCCUACAUGAUGCAACAGGGCGUGACCUAUCAAACUGAAGUGAGGGCGGCGGUGGUGCCGGAGGCGGCGGUCGUGGUGACAGCGUACGAGCUGGAGCAGCGGAGGGUCACCACGCCCAUGAGCUUCGUCUCAGAAACGGAGUUCCUGAUCUCCUCCUUCGAGGAGCGGAUCAUCCAGGAGGUGGAGCUGCGUAUCCUGAGGAUCAGCUACACAGAGAUGGUGACGGAGGACGGAGAGCUGAUGGUGACGGUGGCCGAGCACGAAGCCGUGCAGCCCGCCUUCCAGACGCCCGUCAAAAACUACAGAAUCAUCGACGGCAUGGGAGCCACCUUCCACUGCAAGAUGAGCGGGACCCCCCUGCCAAAGCGGGCCUUCGUGCUCGCCACCGUCACCAUCGAGCUCUUCCGUCCUGCCGUCACCAUGCUCAUAGGUGUAGGCCUGAAUCCUCAGGAUACGCAGCUCACCUCACCUGGAUGA